This is a messenger RNA of Nasonia vitripennis (jewel wasp), 1903 nucleotides long. It is a transcript of the gene Vps24, whose product is annotated as charged multivesicular body protein 3. The coding region runs from base 121 to 780 and encodes 219 amino acids. Gene Ontology annotation, cellular component: multivesicular body; ESCRT III complex. Lineage: Eukaryota; Metazoa; Arthropoda; Insecta; Hymenoptera; Pteromalidae. Gene Ontology annotation, biological process: endosome transport via multivesicular body sorting pathway; protein transport; late endosome to vacuole transport. The transcript is spliced from 4 exons. The record is from RefSeq and is a predicted model, not a curated record.
GACUUCGAUACUAAUCCAUUGUCAUUAUACAUCGAGAUAUCUCGUGUCUCAAAGUCAUCGAUCUGCCGACGGCGAAGUUUACCUUGUCAAAACGAAAACCUUUCACAACACAGCCUAAAAAUGGGUCUUUUCGGGCGGUCGCAAGAGAAAAAUCCCAAAGAAAUGGUUAACGAAUGGGCGCACAAGCUCAAGAAAGAAGGUUAUCAGAUAGACAGACAGGUUAGAGCGAUUCAAAGAGAAGAGGACAAAGUGAAAAAGUCAUUGAAAGAUGCAGCCAAAAAGGGCGACAAGGAUGUCUGCAAAAUCUUGGCAAAGGAGGUUAUCCGGGCCAGGAAUGCUUGCAAUAAACUGCACACUUCCAAAGCACAUCUAAACUCCGUUACCUUGCAAAUGAAGAACCAGCUGGCAACGAUAAGAGUUGCUGGAUCUCUAUCAAAAUCAACAGAAGUCAUGCAGGCGAUGCAGGCACUCGUCAAAGUGCCAGAAGUUGCUGCAACCAUGAGAGAACUGUCCAAAGAGAUGAUGAAAGCAGGAAUUAUCGAGGAAAUGAUGGAUGAAACCCUGGAUUCAAUGGAGGAUUCGGAAGAAAUGGAAGAGGCAGCUGACGCAGAGGUUGACAAGAUUCUAUGGGAGGUAACUGCAGGACAGAUGGGAAGUGCUCCUGAUGUUGUAACUGAUACUCCAGGAGCAUCUACUUCUAAAGAUGAAGAGGUGGAGGAAGUGAACGACGACAAGGAGUUAGAAGAAAUGAAAAAUAGGUUACAAAGCCUUCGUAGUUAGGUCAUAAAUUGUAAAGAAUUUGUGAUUUCCGUUCUAAUUAAUUUCAUCACAAAGCGCAUCUUCACUAUUAUUUAAGCAUUAAACCGUUCAAACUGUGCAGUUAGAAUUUGCAAAUAUUUACACUUAAGUAUUAAAUGCAUAAAAUAAUACAAAUAUAGUUGGCAAUGCCAUUUAAAUUUUCUUCAACAAAAAUUAACAAAUGUAUUGUGCUUUUUGGUCGUUUUGAAUGAUAAUUUUAAAAGAUUUCCCAUAUACAAAAAUCUUGCAUGUAAACCUUAUUUACAGUACUUUUACAUACAUGAGUAGAAAUCUUAUAUUUGUGAAAAAAAAAUUUUUUAUAUUUUAUACUCUUUAUUUGAACAUUGAAUUAUGAAUCGACCACUAAGUCAAUGACAUAGCUUUUGUAUGUAUGUAUUUUGUACAUUACAGUAAUAUUGCUCUGCAGCAACUUGUUGAGUUAAACUCAAAAAUGUAAAUAUUGUAUGUAAACUGGCUUCUUGUAGCAAAUAAGAAUAAUAUAUAAUAAUUAUCUCAAAGAUUUAUUUAAAUUUUCAAUGAGUUUAUAUAUUAACAAAUGAAUAAAAUAGCAUUGAAAUUCAUAUUAAAUAUUACUUGAUCUAGUGACUUAAUAGUAUUCACUCAACUUGGUAAUUUAGAAGUAUUAAGAGGGUUGAUAUUUUUAAAAAAACUAUUGCCUUAUCAAAGUAGAUGGAUAAAUAAAAUUCUAAGAUUUUUCCAAAAAUUUAUUUCUUUUAUUCGAACAACAUUCUUUGAGUAUUUCACAUCAGGAUGUGAAAUACAAUUUAAUAACAAAGUUUUGGAGGUAAUAUAUUAACUUAUAAAGUAUAAUCAUGUUGAAAAUUUGAAAAAUUUAACUUAUUCACUUUAUUAUAAAGGACUUUGUUUCUUAAUUGUAAUAAUACAAUUGUAGUUGGAAAUUUUAUAUGAUUUUACAAAAUUAUAAAAUGAAUCAACUCCUUAAAUAGUUAAUAACCUCAUUUCAUUUACUUUUUUUUAAAUAAUAUCAAGUUAUGUACAGCCUAUUAACAUUAGUGCUUGACUUGUAGUCAGACUUUUAUGUAUUUACAGUAUCAUAAUAAAGUAAUUAAAAGCUUUACUAAUC